Molecule: messenger RNA, 617 nt
Organism: Rhinopithecus roxellana (golden snub-nosed monkey)
Lineage: Eukaryota; Metazoa; Chordata; Mammalia; Primates; Cercopithecidae
Product: olfactory receptor 52D1-like
Exons: 1
Coding region: 1-438 (145 amino acids)
Biological process (GO): G protein-coupled receptor signaling pathway
Cellular component (GO): membrane
Molecular function (GO): G protein-coupled receptor activity; olfactory receptor activity
Source: RefSeq, a predicted model, not a curated record
AUGAUUUCCUACUAUGGCCGCCUCACCCAGAUGUUUUUUGUUCAUGGAGUCUUUGCCACAGAGUCAGCUGUUCUGUUGGCCAUGGCUUUUGAUCGCUAUGUGGCCAUCUGCUGUCCACUUCAUUAUGCAUCCAUCCUCAAUGCCACCAUGAUUGGGAAGGUUGGUGUAGCAUGUGUGAUUCAUGGUCUUCUCUUUGUUUUCCCCUUUGUCAUCUUCAUUGAAUGCUUACCCUUCUGUGGACAUCACAUCAUUCCCCACACCUACUGUGAGCACACGGGCAUAGCCAAGCUUGCCUGUGCCAGCAUCAAGCCCAACACCAUUUAUGGUCUCACUGUGGCACUUUCAAUCACUGGCAUGGAUGUGGUCCUCAUUGCCACCUCUUGCCUCCUGAUCCUGCUGACUGUGCUGCGCCUGCCCUCUAAGGAUGCUCAGCUCUGAGCAUUCAGUACUUGCAGAGCCCACAUUUGUGUGAUUCUUAUUUUCUGUAUUCCUGCCUUUUUUUUCCUUUUUCACUCACCGUUUUGGCCACCAAGUAGCCCCUCACGUCCACACUCUACUUGCAAAUCUCUAUCUCCUUGUGCCUUCUGUUCUUAACCCCCUGGUCUAAGGCAUCAACA